Molecule: messenger RNA, 1170 nt
Organism: Pieris brassicae (large cabbage white)
Lineage: Eukaryota; Metazoa; Arthropoda; Insecta; Lepidoptera; Pieridae
Exons: 4
Coding region: 92-472 (126 amino acids)
Biological process (GO): septate junction assembly
Source: RefSeq, a predicted model, not a curated record
GUUUCGUCAUUGAGUCGACCGAUCGCGGCGUAGCGUCUGGUCCUUGCUCAGUUGUAACCCCGCGUAUAAAGUAAGCAGACGUGUAGUGAAAAUGGCUAUCAGCAGAUUAUCUAUCAUAAAAUUCUUGGAGUUGGCGUUGACGUGCGCAUGCGUCGCGCUACACUAUCACAGCUACAAUGGAGAUGCCGACAUCGGUAUGCUGGUCACCGGAACCUUCAUCGGAUACCUUAUCAUCUUUGCUGGUGCAGCUGCAGGAUACAUAAUGCAGACACCUAGUCAUAAACGCAUCGACAUCUUUUACUCACUCGUCGGUGUGUGUUUGUUUGUGGCGAGUGGAGCCGUCAUCAUUGACAGAUAUCAGCAUUACGGGAGAAGUGAACUAAAAGACAAAAAUCUUGCGAAGGCUUCGCUAGCAAUCAUCAAUGGUGCGCUUUUACUCGUAGACGCCGUAUUGACUCAAAGAGGUGGAUAGAUGGCGCUUAAAUAUAAAAAUUAUAUUACUGCAUAAUAUUUAUAAGUUAUUGACAAAUAACCCUUUUCUAAGCUUAGUAGAGUAGAGUAAUUAGGACUUACUAAGAUUUGCUCUAUUUUUGAUGAUACAAAUUUGUAAAGGUUAAGAAAUAUAAUUUGUAUUAUACAAACUUUUCUCACAAGACCUGAAACAAGGUUUACAAACGAAUAUCUACAUCUUUCUAUCGAUAAAACAUAAAAAAUAAAAAUUUGAGAUUUUUUUGUGGACCUAGUCGUGUCAAAUUACUUACAUUCCACAUCUGAAAUUUAAAAAUAAAAUAUUUAUGAAACCAGAAUUCGACGCAUUUACCAAAGUAAAUUCAACUUAAAUUUUUGAAGACCAUUCUUAUCUGUGAAUGUUCACAAUGUUAUUAAAGUUAAUAAUUCCCUUCAUACCUCAGCUGACACUAAUAAAAGUGGAGAAUGCACGCAAAGAUAAAGAAAACGUUCUCGAACACUUAUUGGGAUCACUUUUGCGACCCAAGAAAAGUAUCUUUCUUUCCCUUUAAGGUAAUUUUUAUCAUGCGAUACUUUGUAAAACCCACCUGCACUAUUAUUUGUUAAUAAAACAUUUUAUACUAAUUGUACUUGUCAUAUUUUUAUCUAUUUACACUAUUUAAAUGGUUAUGUCCAUAUUUUUAAUAAAUGUUUUUGCUAUUA